CGAGAUGGCUGUGUCCACGUAAAGCCUGGUAUUGGGGGCAGUAAACAAAGUGCUAAAGAAAGUGGCGCAAUUAAGUUGUGUACCUGUGAGGCUGAAGAUUUAGAACAUAAUAAAGGUGAAGCACUGAAGUACAAACUAGGUUCAAUAGUCUCAAUUCUUCUUACUGGUGCUGUUGGUGUUAGCCUCCCUUUCUUGGGCAAGAAAAUAAAAGCCUUAAGCCCUGAAAAUGAUAUUUUCUUCAUGAUCAAGGCAUUUGCAGCUGGUGUUAUCCUAGCAACCGGAUUCAUUCACAUACUCCCGGAUGCAUUUGAUAGCUUAACAUCACCAUGCCUUGGCCAAAGUCCAUGGGGGAACUUUCCAUUCGCAGGUUUUGUUGCCAUGAUGACUGCAAUAGGGACAUUGAUGAUGGAUUCUUUCGCCACAGGGUUUUAUAAGAGGAUGCAUUUUAAAAAGAGCAAACCGGUAGACACCACGGAUGAAGAGAUAGCUGAAGAACAUGACGGUCAUGUACAUGUUCAUACACAUGCUACACAUGGUCAUGCCCAUGGCUCUGCCUCCCCAAUGGAAGAUUUGGCUCUGUCUGAAUUGAUUCGUCGGAGAAUCAUAUCACAGGUAUUGGAGUUGGGGAUUGUAGUUCAUUCAGUAAUUAUUGGAAUAUCUCUAGGUGCUUCUGAGAGUCCAGAAACAAUAAAGCCCCUCAUGGCAGCCUUGUCUUUCCACCAGUUUUUUGAAGGCAUGGGACUCGGUGGCUGCAUCACACAGGCACAAUUCAAAUCUACAUCUAUGGCGAUAAUGGCAACGUUUUUCUCCUUAACAACCCCAGUGGGGAUUGCCAUUGGUAUUGGAAUUUCAAACAUUUACGAUGAGAAUAGCCCAACUGCUCUAAUAGUUGAGGGCAUUUUCAAUGCAGCCUCAGCGGGGAUUUUAAUAUACAUGGCUCUUGUUGAUCUCUUAGCAGCAGAUUUCAUGAGUCCAAGGAUGCAAAGCAAUCUCAGGAUUCAAUUAGGAGCAAAUGUUUCACUUCUGCUAGGGGCUGGUUGUAUGUCUUUCUUAGCCAAAUGGACUUGA
Messenger RNA from Dovyalis caffra, 1068 nucleotides. The record is from the annotation of a GenBank genome assembly. NCBI's taxonomy places the organism in Eukaryota, Viridiplantae, Streptophyta, Magnoliopsida, Malpighiales, Salicaceae.